Messenger RNA from Zea mays, 1806 nucleotides. RefSeq lists its product as uncharacterized. NCBI's taxonomy places the organism in Eukaryota, Viridiplantae, Streptophyta, Magnoliopsida, Poales, Poaceae. Gene Ontology annotation, biological process: protein dephosphorylation. Gene Ontology annotation, molecular function: cation binding; protein serine/threonine phosphatase activity. The record is from RefSeq and is marked provisional.
CCGAGACCAAGACCACCAGCAGGACUCGCGAGGAGAGCGCGCCCGCCCGGAAAGAAAAAAAAACCCUAGCCCCGCCCGGGCCUCCGCCUCGCGAUGUCUUGCACGGUGGCCAUCCCGAGCUCGCCAGUCUUCUCGCCCUCACGCCGCCCACUCUCCUGCAAGGCCGCCUCCGCCUCACCGGAGCCCACCGUCCCCGCCUCUACCGCGGCGCCCGCGCCCGCCGCCGCCGCCGGCUCGCCGCUCCGCCCCUUCGCGCUCCGCGCGCUGCUGCGGGAGGAGGUCUCCCCGUCUCCGCCGCCCCAGCCGACCUCCGCCGCAGCGGUGGCUUUGGUACCGAGCGGGGCCGCGCUGAAGCGGCGGCGACCGACGCCGCUUGUCGUGCCGGCGUCCGGCGCCGCGGCAGCUGCUGCUGCGGCGGCGGCGGUGGCCGCUGUGGAGGCGGAUCCGAGGAACGAGGUGGAGGAGGAAGGGGAGGAGUUCGCAGCGUACUGCCGGAGGGGAAAGGGAAGGAGAAGGGUGGAAAUGGAGGACCGGCAUGUGGCCAAGGUCGCUCUCGGCGGGGACCCCCAAGUGGCACUGUUUGGUGUGUUCGAUGGCCACGGCGGGAAAAACGCGGCAGAGUUCGCCGCGGAGAACAUGCCCAAGUUUAUGGCCGAGGAGUUGACGAAGGUAAACGGCGGAGAGAUCGAAGGAGCGGUGAAGAGGGGUUACCUCAAGACGGACGAGGAGUUCCUCAAGAGGGACGAGAGCGGGGGCGCGUGCUGCGUCACAGCCGUCCUCCAAAAGGGUGGACUGGUCGUCUCCAACGCUGGAGACUGCCGUGCGGUGCUCAGCCGAGCAGGGAAGGCAGAGGCGCUCACCUCUGACCACCGGGCGUCCAGGGAGGACGAGAAGGAAAGGAUUGAGAAUUUGGGUGGAUUUGUGGUGAAUUACCGUGGAACAUGGCGAGUCCAGGGCUCCCUGGCAGUGUCUAGGGGCAUUGGGGAUGGACACCUAAAGCAGUGGGUUGUGGCUGACCCAGACACCACGACGCUCCUGGUUGACCAGCAGUGCGAGUUCUUGAUACUUGCUUCUGAUGGCCUCUGGGAUAAGAUCGACAAUCAGGAGGCGGUAGACCUUGCACGACCUCUCUGCAUCAACAAUGACAAGACCUCUCGCAUGGCUGCCUGCAGGAUGCUCACCGAGACAUCGAUUUCCAGGGGCUCGACUGAUGAUAUCAGUGUCGUGAUCGUGCAGUUGCAGAAAUUUUCAAGCUCGUAACCUAGUUGGAGAAGCUGGAACAAAACUCUAGCCAGUAGCACUAACAGACUGGUGAUAGGUAGACAUGAUAUGUUACUUCGCUGGCGAAAGUUUUCAUGAGUCAGCGCUAUUUGGAGGGGAUUUUAACAUUCAUUCUUUGGUGUAGAGCCAUUCGUCUUAUUAUUACAUCAUUUAAUUCAUUCUUGGUAAGUACUGAAAUAAGGGGUGAUAUCUCGCUUCAUGAUAUUUUUUCACUGUUAGGGCUAGUUUUGGAACACUGUUUUCCUAAGCGAUUCGGUGAAUUGCCUCUGUAUAUUAUAUUCAUAGAUUAAAACUUACCGUGCCUUUUGAAUUUAUUGUCGAUUCUAGCAAAAAGAAAGAAUACUAGUAGCUUUGCGCCAUACCUUGAUCUUAAUAUCUGUAUGUUGGACACUCCAUUUUUUGUAGUACUUUAGACAUCUAAACUAGUUCAGACUUAAUUUAAGACUAGGUAAGUACCCGUGCGUUGCAACGGAAAAAAAUAGUGUAACAAUAACAUAUAUAUGACUAUAUGUUGUGUUGUUAAUU